AUGGGGCGCACAGUUCUGCUGCUCUUCGCCGCGGCGGCCCUCGUCGUGCGGGCCCAGGUGAAGCUGCCGGACACGUCGGACCUGACGACGACGGUCAUCAAGGCCGGCGUCUACAUGCCGUUCUCCAACAUCGACGGCAGCCUGCGGGAGUGGGGAAAGUGGCGGGACGUGGCGCUGGCCAUCGCCGUCGCCGCCGACGACUUCAACGCGCGGGACCCGCGCGUCGUCGCCGCCUUCGACACGCCCUGCAACCUGACCAUGGACCUCGUGUUCAUCGACAGCUUCUCGUCGACGGUGAGCGUCGCGAACGCGCGGAGCUUCCUCUCGUACGCGGCGACCAAGGGCGGCCCCGCCAUCGACCUCAACAUCGGCGGCGCGACGACGGACGAGAGCGCCAUGCUCGGCGUGCUCGCGGGCAUCGACUCCCAGCUCCUCGUCGCCCACGGCGGCUCGACCGCGUCGAAGCUCAGCGGCUCGGACUACCCGACGCUCGUGCGGACGGUCACGUCGAGCGUCGAGCCCACGCGGGCCGUCGCCGACUGCGUGCUCUUCUUCGACUGGCAGAAGGUGGGCAUCAUCGCGGAGCAGGGGUUCGCGGACUACGUCUCGUCCCUCGUCGACGCGCUCGUCGACUACGGCGUCGACUACGAGCUCCGCUACGUCGACUGGGAGGCCUUGGGCGCGUCCGGGACGACGCCCGUCGACGAGCUCUUCGACGGCACGACGUCCAAGAUCUGGAUCUCGGUCUGCACCGACGAGGCCAACUUUUCCGUGCUCACGCAGGCCGAGGUCGAGGGCAAGAUCAGCGAGUACAACGCGUGGAUCUUCACGCACGCGUCGCAGUAUUUCCUGGAGAACUUCGACCUGGCCUACGGCGCCCUGUCCCUGAACCUCCAGGGCCAGUCGCCCUAUCCCUACGAGCCCUGGGACGCCCUGAGCGACGCCAUGGCCGACGCGGACGUCGCCGCGUACGACAAACGGUUCUUCAACGUCACCGCAAACCCGUCCCUGUUCCUCGCGGGCUCGAACGCGGCCGGCGGCUUCGGCGACCGCGGCGCGACGCUCAACGGCGAGGCCGCCUUCGCCUACGACGCCGUGGCCGUGGCCGCGCUCGCGUCCUGCGACGCGGCCGCGGCCGCGGACACGCCGAAGGCGCCGUUCGCCAAGGUGUCCGCGGCCGCGGAGCUCGUCGACUUCGCCGGCGCGUCGGGCCGCGUCGUGCUGGACGACCAGGGCGACCGCAACGCGUCGACGGCCUUCAUCACGCUGAAGAACGUGCGGCGGCGCAACGGCACGCAGGUGGUCGUGUCCGUCGGCGACUGGGACCCGGCGGCGGGCUGGAUCCCGCUCGGCAACGGGCCCGCGGAGUUCUACGACCCGGCGUUGAUCCCGGACUACCAGAACCCGACCUGCGACGGCGGCUACUUCAACGAGAGCGCCUACGCCUGCGUCGACUGCGCCGCGGGCGAGGAGAGCGCGCCCGGGGGCGCGGCGGCGUGCGCGGCGUGCGCGCCGGGCACGGCGCGCGACCCGGCCGCGGCCGACGUCUGCACGCACUGCGCGAACAGGUUCGUCUACGCCGAGGGCUUCGGCAACGCGUUCUGCGCGUCCUGCCCGGACGGGUCCGCGCGCGUCCCGGACGUCGAGGACGCCGAGAUGCACGAAGGGAAGAACCUGACGGAGUGCGAGUGCAUGGAGGGCUACUACAGCAGCGUCCACGCCGUGGGCGAGGACGUGCGCGACUUCGACUACCGGGACCGCGGGGCGACGUGGGGCGCGCCCGGCGUGGCCUGCCACGCGUGCCCGGAGGGCGCCGCGUGCCCCGGCGGCGGCGCGCCGCCGCGGAACGUCGACGGCUACUGGGGCGACCCGAAGUACCCGACGGCGUUCUACGAGGCCGACGACGCCGAGGAGGGCUUCGUCUGCGCCUCCGGCUUCAAGGGGCGCCUCUGCGCGACGCUCGAGGACCCGGACUUUUACAUGAUCGGCGACAUCGGGCCCUUCGCGUGCCCGGCGUCGCUCGCGGGCCGCUGGCUCAACGUGCUCUUCGGCUUCUCCGUCGUCCUGGGCAUCUGGGUGAACAAGUACCUCCUGGAGGUCUUCCCGUCGCUCGACAUCAUGACCUACUUCCUCCAGCUCCUGGCGAUCAUCUGCCGCUUCAACUACGCGAACGCGCCCGCGAACCUCGGCUACUACGAGAUCCUGCUCGACGUCGCGCUCUUCGACAUCGACAUCCUGAAGCCGAGCUGCGUCAUCGGCUGGACGUUCACGCGGUCCGUCGUCGCCCAGUUCGGCGUCGUCGUCGUCGGCUUCGUCGUCAACUUUGGGCCCAUCGUCUACGACGUCGCCCGCGACGUCUGCGCGGGGCGGCUGCGGCCCUGCGGCGUCUACGCGUCGCUGCACUACUACGACGGCCCCUACGGCCCGCGCGCGACGCGGGCCGCGGCGUCGGUCCUCGCGCUCAUCGACGUGCAGCAGACGACGAUCGCGUUCAACGCGUUCGCGUCGUUCCGCUGCGACGCGUUCGAGGGCUACGACGCCAAGUUCCUGCGGGAGCAGCCCGACGAGUCCUGCGACGGGCCCAACGCGGCGUUCCUCAUCAUCCUGGGCCUGUCGACGACGGUCGUCUUCACGCUGGGCCUGCCCCACCUCCUCCUGGGGUCCAUCGAGUACGAGUGCGAGGCGAACGGCGGCGUGCACCACAGCCACGUGCAGGACCUGCUGGGCUGGAACUUUGGGGCGUUCCGCGCGCCGCACCACGGCUGGCGCAUCCGGCGCAUCUACCUGUCCGUCGUCAUCUGCCUCGCGGCGACCAUGUUCGACGACCCGCUGCUCCAGAUCGCCAUCGCGCUCGCGGCCGUGUUCCAGACCUACGCGGACCACCUGCGCAACGAGCCCUACAUCGAGCCGCGGCUGAACCGCCUGGAGACCAUGGGCCUGCAGCUCGUGGCGCUGGCGCUCCUCGCGGGCAUUUUGAGGGAGCGCGCGCGGUUCUCGCAGUUCUGGUUCACGUGGGUCAUCUUCGGCCAGGUCGUCCACUUCGCGGCCUGUUCGCAAUCGGCGAUCUGCGAGGGCGUGCGGCGCGGCGCGCGGCGGGGCGCCGAGAAGGAGAUCAAGGUAGCGCUCGUCCAGCUCGCGGACGAGGGCCGCUUCCGGGAGGCGCAGCCCGAGGCGCACACGCUCCGCGGGUCGCUCGCGUCCAUGGGCGCGACGGUGCGCCGGUCGCUGGCGGCCGUGGGCUCGUCGGCGCUCCACCCCGAGGAGAUGCUGCGGUCGCUCACUAGCCUCGCCCUCAGCCCGCGGGGCCCGCGGCGCGACUCGGAGACGCAGUCCGCGCUCGAGGCGGCCGGCGAGAUCUCGAACUCGUUCCACCCGCUCGCGUGGCGCGCGUGGGUCGACGCGAGCCGGCGCGACGCCGACGCCGUGGCGGCCAUGGCCCGCGUCGCGAAGAAGUGCCGCGUGAUCCUCUCCGACGUGAGCUGCACGUCCGUCUACAGCGCGGACCACCGGUCCAUGUACUGGAACUCGGUGUCCCGGAGCUUCCCGGGCAUCAUCGACUUCGUCGCGACGCUCCACCACACGGAGCGCACGUCCUUCUUCGGGGUCAUGUGCAAGCUCCAGCGCUACGUCGAGCAGUGCAGCACCGACCCCAUCAAGCGCCACGUCUACGACCUCGUGUCCGUCGAGGACCGGCCGUCCAUGCUCUACUACCUCUGCUCCUGCGACAACGCCGACUUCGACGCGGCGGCGGCGCUGCUCGACGACAUCUCGACCAAGUUCUUCGCGCGCCCGCCGGGCGACGUCGCGCAGAUCGCGCUGCUGCCCCGGUCGCUCCACGUCGGCGAGGAGAAGGCGGAGAAGCGCAAGGGGUGCUUCGGCGCCCUGCUCCACGCGCUCUACCGGAGCGACUGCGAGGACGAGACGUCCAAGCAGCAGAGCGAGUACUUCGCCCGCAUCGAGGAGCUCGCCAUCCACGCGAACGACGCGAUUCUAGCCAAGGGCAAAAGCGGUCUACGCGCGCGCGACGGCAAGAAGAAGCGGUCCAAGUCGCGGAAGGCGGACCUCGUGUCCGUGAGCGACGAGGAGGACGUCGCGUCGCGCAUCGCCAUCCCAACGGUCGAGGGGCGCGCCUGGGAGGCGUCCCUCGCGCUCGAGCUCGAGCGCGACGACGAGACGCGCGCGCAAACCGAAAACGCCGACUUCUGCAGCCUGAACUGCCUGCUGGCCGCGCUCAGCGCGGCGCUCAGCGCGUCGCUCUCGGCACCGCGCACGUGCGUCGUCUCCGACGUCGCCUACGGCCGCGUGUCCGGCUCGCUCUACAAGUCCUUCGGCGGCGACCUCGGCGCCGUCCACGACGUCGUCGCCGUCGCCGGCACGGACGAGGCGGGCGACGACGUCUUCGGGCUCUGCGCGGCCGGCGCGAAACCCGGCGCGACGGUCACGCUCGCCGCCGCCGCCAGCGGCUGUGUAGCACCAAAGGACGUGCUCACGGCGCUCGACGUCGCCGCCGGGCUCGCGGCCGCCGGCGGCGGCUCGCCCCGCGGCGCGCUCGUCACGGUGCUCGGCUCGACGGACGCGGCGCUCGCCGCCACACAAGCCCUCGCGGCGCUGGGCAGCGCGCCGCGCGUCGUCACCGCGCGCCGCGGCGGCGUGAGCGACGCGAUGGACCGGGGCGCGGCCGAGGCGUGCCACCCCGCCGCGCUCGCCGCGGACGACGACGGCGAGGAGAACGACUAUUUCGAAGGGCAGGAGGACGCCUUUGCCGGGAGCGUGGUCCUCGACUUCGCCGGCGACGAGGGCAACCGCGCGUCGUACGCGUCGUGCCUGGACCCGGACGUGCGGACGGCGCUCGACUGGGGCCUCGGGUCGGACGCGCGGACGCCGACGCCGCUGCGCCUCGACGCCGCGGCCGUCGAGGCCGCGCUGCCUUUGGCGUUGGAGGCCGCGCCCCGACCGCUCGCGCGGCGCGGCGGCGGCGGCUUCUCGCUGAACCCGUUGCUCGCGGCCGCCGCGGUCAAGCUCGGGCCGUUGGGGGGCGACGCCUACGCGGAGGCCUUCGGGUGGCCCAACGACGGCGAGACGCGGAAAAGGCUCGCGCUCGACGUCUGCGUGCCGUCCGUGGCGUUGGUGGACUUCGGGGCCAUCGACGACGCGCUCCGGGACGAGUUCGCCUGGGACGAGGACGUCGAGGACGUCGACGACCUCGACGCCGACCCCGUCGGCGACGCCGUCGUCUUCGUCACGGCCAAGUUCUGCAACUCCUGCCGGCGCCUCGAGCCCCACUACGCGCGGCUCCAACGGGCGUCGACGGUCGACUUCCUCCGCGUCGACGCGACGCGGGACCGGUCCUUCGCGGCGAAGCACGGCAUCACGUCCACGCCCACGUUCCUCCUCUACAAGGGCGGCGUCCGCGUCGCCACCGUCGGGACGUCGUCGCCGACGACGAUGAAGCGCGAGAUCGCCGCGGUCUUCCCCGUGUGAAGUCGUAAGGCGGGGGCACCU
Aureococcus anophagefferens is the source of this 5502-nucleotide messenger RNA. RefSeq lists its product as hypothetical. The record is from RefSeq and is a predicted model, not a curated record. Bases 1 to 5481 code for a protein of 1826 amino acids. Lineage: Eukaryota; Pelagophyceae; Pelagomonadales; Pelagomonadaceae. The transcript is spliced from 3 exons.